AUGGCAAUAGAAAUAUCAGUGAUCAGUGUUGGAGCAGUAUUUCUAGUUGUUGUGCUGUUCACGGUGCUGACCUACAUUUCUGACCGGAGAGGCAGAGCUGUACAGGCAGAUCACAAGAGAAGCAAGUCUACAGGAGCUCAAUCUGGACUCCUGAACUAUCUCUAUCAGUACCUUCCCUGCUCCUCAUCUCCCUCCCUCCCAGGUCCUCCUCGCCUCUUCCUCAUAGGCAACAUGAUGGAGCUGACACAUGAUCAUCUGCCAAUUCAUUUGACCAAUCUCGCACAACGCUAUGGAAAUAUUUAUCAGCUGAAAUGUGGAAACACAACCAUGGUGGUACUUAAUAGUAAUGAAGUUAUAAGAGAAGCACUGGUGAAGAAAUGGUCUGACUUUGCAGGGAGACCAAUUUCAUACACAGGUGAUACUGUGUCUGGGGGAGGGCUAUCCAUCUCUCUGGGGGACUAUAAUGAGGAGUGGAGGGCACAUCGUCGCUUCGUCCACAGUGCUUUGCAGCGUUGCUGCCAGAAAUCUUUGCAUGACGUGAUUGAGAGACAGGCCCUGCAUCUGCGAAAGGUUUUGAUGGACUAUAAAGACAGUGCUGUAGAUCUCUCAGAGGAUUUCACAGUGGCAGCCAGUAAUGUCAUCACCACUUUGGCUUUUGGAAAGGAAUAUGACAAGAGUUCUUCAGAGCUGCAGCAGCUGCACUGCUGUUUAAAUGAGAUUGUUGCUCUGUGGGGCUCCUCUUGGAUUUCUGCUCUGGACUCCUUCCCACUGCUAAGGAAAUUCCCAAAUCCUGUGUUUUCCCGUCUCCUGAAAGAGGUGGCCAGGAGAGAUGAAAUCAUAAAACAACAUCUCAACAAUUACAAGUCGCAAGACAAAAAAAAUGAGGACGUAAUCACAGGAUCCCUCCUCCAGGGUCUUGACAAACAUCACAACACAGAACAUGGAGUGCUCCUUACAGAAACUCAUGUCCACAUGGCCACUGUGGAUCUUCUCAUUGGGGGAACAGAGACCACUGCAGCUUGGCUGAAUUGGACUGUGGCUUUCCUUUUGCACAGACCAGAGGUGCAGACCAGGGUGCAUGAAGAGUUGUGCACAGUGCUAGAGGGACGAUACCCCAAGUACAGUGACAGACACAGGCUUCCCGUCCUGUGCUCUUUGAUCAGUGAGGUGCUCAGACUCAGGCCAGUUGCUCCGUUGGCGGUGCCACACAGAGCCAUCAGAGACAGCAGUAUUGCAGGUUACUUCAUCCCUAGGAACACAGUCAUCAUUCCUAAUCUUUUUGGAGCUCACCAUGAUCCUGCAGUUUGGACUGACCCGUACAGCUUCAGACCAGAGCGUUUUCUGGAUGGAGGAGGAGGUUCCACCCGUGCCCUGAUCCCUUUCGGAGGAGGGGCUCGGCUCUGCCUGGGGGAGUCUGUUGCCAAAAUGGAGCUCUUUCUGUUCACUGCCUAUUUGUUAAGAGAUUUCCAGUUCAUCCUUCCUGAGGGUGAGGCCGCUCCGCCCGACCUGAGAGGAGUUGCUAGUGUUGUGCUCAAGGUCAAGUCCUACACAGUUAUAGCACAUCCAAGACCUGUGACUAAUCCCUGAAGUGCAGAAGGUGUACUGAUUACUUGCUGCUUCAAAGUUAGUGUGCAAAUGAAUGAUUUGUUAAACUUAAACAUAUAAAUAUAAUCAUAGAACCUUCACAUGUAUGUUUAUCAUCAAUACUCCUUCUGUUUGUAUGCAGU
Messenger RNA from Seriola dumerili (greater amberjack), 1727 nucleotides. RefSeq names its product steroid 21-hydroxylase-like (gene cyp21a2). Lineage: Eukaryota; Metazoa; Chordata; Actinopteri; Carangiformes; Carangidae. Gene Ontology annotation, molecular function: steroid 17-alpha-monooxygenase activity; iron ion binding; heme binding. The transcript is spliced from 12 exons. Bases 1 to 1587 code for a protein of 528 amino acids. Gene Ontology annotation, biological process: progesterone metabolic process; hormone biosynthetic process. The record is from RefSeq and is a predicted model, not a curated record.